Messenger RNA from Mycosarcoma maydis (corn smut), 3552 nucleotides. RefSeq lists its product as uncharacterized. Gene Ontology annotation, molecular function: calcium-activated cation channel activity. Gene Ontology annotation, cellular component: plasma membrane. Bases 1 to 3552 code for a protein of 1183 amino acids. NCBI's taxonomy places the organism in Eukaryota, Fungi, Basidiomycota, Ustilaginomycetes, Ustilaginales. The transcript has a single exon. The record is from RefSeq and is a predicted model, not a curated record.
AUGAUCGACGUCGAACAGAUGCCCUUUGACCUCUACACAUAUACCCGCUCAGCUGUGGCAGCAGCAGCUACAGCGACGUCAACAGCUGCAGCAGCCGUCAUCAACGACACUAUCGACUGGAAUCAUGGCAAUCCUCACGCAGGCGGCGGCAACAAUGGCUCAGACGACAAUCCUGCCAUUCCCCUCCCUAAUCAACGAGCGUUCGAAGGCCCAUGGUUUUCGCAGCAGCUAUCGCUAUCCAUCUUUAUCGGCCUCGCUUCCUUCUUUAUCUUUGUCUUUGUGCGCCGCCGCAAUGCCGCCCUCUUUGCACCACGCACCAAGCUAAAGGGCUUCUCUCCGCUCGACGACGGUCACGAUGUUGGUUAUUUUGGGUGGAUCAUGCCGACACUCAAAACUGAAGAGAUGCGCAUCUUGCAGACAGUCGGCAUGGACGCUGCGAUCCUGCUCAGCUUCCUAAAAAUGGGCUUCUGGCUCUUUUUCAGCCUCAGCUGUUGGAGCAUCCUCGUGCUUAUGCCCGUCAACUACUGGCAGAACGGUGUGUUGGACGGUGUAAGCCCGGCAGAGGAUAGAGACAACGCCACCGAUCCGUUCAGCGCUCGAGACACCGUCACCGGAGUCUGGACACAGCUCAUCUUUAACUCGCUCAAGAACAAGCACGAGGCCCCAGAGGAGCCACUGCCUCAGUUGCCGCUCCCAGCCAAGCCUGCACAGGCACAGCUCUACCACGCAACUCAUCUCCUCUCCACCUAUCUCUUCACCAUUCUUGCCAUGCGCGCCAUUUGGAUCAACUACCAGCGCUUCGUCCGCUCGCGUCAGCUCUAUAUCCUCGAGAUUGUGGAAUCCAUUCCUGCGCGCACGGUCGAGAUUCGCGACCUUCCCGCUCAUCUGCGCGACGAAAAGGCGCUUGCAGAAUAUUUCGAGAACAUGGACAUGCCCGUCGAGUCUACCGCCGUGGUUCGCAAUACCGAAGGUCUCUCGAGAUUGCUCAAGUUGCGAUCUAAUGCGCUCCAACAGCUCGAGAAAAUUUGGGUGCGCUGGCUCGGCAAUCCAACCGAUGCUGAUGGCUACGACCCUGAAAAAAUCAUGCUUCUUGCUGCAGGUGCCAACCACGACGAUCUGCUGUCUUCCCAUGACUCCGAUGACCUGGUUAGGAUCAGUGUUGAUGAUGGUGAUCGCUCGCAGGCGAGACCGAGAGACGAUCAUGAACACAGCCAUCUGCUAGGCGGCAAUGCAUCCAACACCGUCUUCACGGGAGCAGACACCAUUCGCACUCACCACCCACGUCCUACCAUGCGUAAGCAGUGGUGGAAUCCGUUCAGCGAAAAGGUCGACGCAAUCGACGAGCUGACUCGCCAGUUUCACGCUGUCGAUCGUGCGGUACGACGUCGACGAAAGACGGGCCGCUUUCCUGGUGGCAACGUUGGAUUCGUCACUUUUCAGAGCGCUGCCAGUGCUCAGAUUGCAUCGCAGACGGUCCACUACCCGAUGCCCGCUUACUGUGCAACCUCGAUGGCUCAGGAACCUAGAGACAUCAUCUGGUCCAACAUUGAUCUCUCGAACAAUGACCGCAGGGUGCGCCAAGUGCUCGUCUCGAUCUUCAUGGUGGCUGUGCUCGUGUUUUACAUUCCACCACUCGUCUUUCUUGCCAGCUUUGUCUCACCCGGUGCCAUCAAAAAGUACGCGCCUUGGCUGGACAGGCUUCUCGAUACGGACCAGAGGCUGCGAGCGUUGGUGCAGAACAAUUUGCCAUCGCUCGUUGUGAUCGGUUUCAACGCCUUACUACCGCUCGUAUUGGAGUACUCUUCGUACCUGCAGGGCCUGAAAGCGAGAAGUUUGGUCGAAUACAGUCUGCUGAAAAAGUACUAUCUUUUCCUCAUGGUUUCAGUGGUAUUUAUCUUUUUGAUCGCUACCACGGCCUGGGGAGUUCUACAGGAGCUCGCCGAGAAUCCGAUGCGAGUGAUCGACAAGCUCGCAGCGUCGUUGCCCAAAGCACGCUUCUUUUCGCUCUCGUACGUCAUCUUGCAAGGCAUCGCGCUUCAACCUCUGCAGUUGUUGCAACUGCCCACGCUGAUCCUGCGCGCUUUUUACCGGGUGUUUCUUACGCGCACACCGCGUGAGUUUGCCGAACUCAACGCACCGCCUACUCUUGCUAUGGGCAACGUCUACCCACAAGCUCUGCUGAUCUUUACGCUGUGCAUCCUCUACUCGAUCGUCUCGCCGCUGAUCGUGAUCUUCGGCACGGUCUACUUUGGCAUCGCGUAUGUGGUCAACAAGUACAAGUUGCUCUACGUCUUCUACAAGCCGUACGAGUCGCAGGGGCAGGCAUGGCCGAUUUCGGCAUCUCGAUGCAUCUGGGCGCUGGUACUCUUCCACAUUUUCCAAUUUUCGCUGUUCAGCGUUAGGAAGGAAUUGUGGAUGAGUACGGGACUGUUGCCGUUGAUUGUGUUUACAUUUUGGUUCAACGGUCAUUUGGAGACGACGUUCGGACCGUUGACGGAGCACGUCAACUUGAGCAGUGUGGUGGAAGUGUUGAAGGAGAGAGAGGUGGAUCCUCGACUUGCCGAGUUGGCGCAAAACGGACCUCCUGGAGUGGUGCGAGCUGAAGUGGGAGUGGGGCAGGGUGUGGUGAGUACGGAUACGUCUGCUGCUAAUGCUGUCGGUGGGAAUGGAGGUCGAUCAGGGACUGUGACACCGAGUAGCAGUCGAAGCAAGCAACUGCUGUCGCUCGAUCCGAGCCACAAGAUCGAUCCGGCGUUUACCAAGCUAGCGCUAGCUCGGUACAGUCCGGAUGAAGAGGACGAGACGCUGUUUGUGGCGCAACGUGAUACCAAGACGGACUAUCGGGAGCCACCAGGAGCCGGAUAUUACCCAGGAGUGCUCAACACGGGACGCAGGCGAUACGGGCAUCCUGCGAUCACGGGGAUUCUACCGGAGCUAUGGUUGCCUAUUCCGAAGCAGAGGAUGGAGCAAGGCGGGCCAGAUGUGACUGAAGCGGAUGAUUUGGAGUCAGCGACGGGGGUGGCUAGUGCUACAACGAGCGCGUUGGGUGCGCCUCGACUUGGGUUGUCCAACGAUGCAGCUUCAGCGACAAGGUUAAUUCGCACUCGCGCGCUCAGCAAAGCCGAACCGCUGAUUUUGUCGUUACGCAAACGCAAGUCUUCGCUCAUGACGCGCGCAACAUCACGGACGACUUGUUCGGCGCAGCGACCACCAACAGCGGAUUCGAGAAACGAUGGCACCAGUAUCGACCGCGACCGCGACCGCGACGCGCCGAGCGAUGAUCGAGAUCCCGAUCUAGGCGUUUGGUCAGACGGCGUCUCGGGUCCACAGGGUAGCAGCUCUUCGGCUGCUCUCGGUGAGGCGUUGAGUGGCGCCUACGCUGUAGCUCCCGCGCGUCAGCAUAUACGCAACGGCAUUGACACGCACGAUGCAGACGAUGGCGAGGACGAGGGCGUGUAUAUUCAUAGAUCCGCUACGCGCAAAGGCGCUCCUCCCACAGGUACGCGUUCUGGCGUCCGUUCAGCAGCACACACCGCAGCAUAUCACGACUGA